AACCAAACAUUUGUUAAUCCCAUCUUAAGUAAUACUCGACCAAUCAAUUUCCCAAGCUUAGGACCAUUUCCUUUUGGUAGGAAUGGUUCGCUUGAAAAUUCUAAUGGUACCGAUUAUUUCGAUGAGGAUGAUCCAUCCCUUUAUUAUCCACCAGCAUAUAGUUUUGUAUACAAAAACAACUAUAGCAACCCUGUACCUCCUGGACCGAUUGUUCCAGGAAUUGUACUACCACCACCUCCGGAACAGUUUUCGCGAUUAGAAAAAGAAGAAAAGAUAACUACAUCAAGUCCACCUCCAUCAACCACAUAUUUGCCUACUCGACAUAGAAUUUAUUCUACAACAUCUGUGCCAACUACUAUUUCCACAACAACAGCAAUCCCUCACCGGCAAGUUAUAACAAAAAUAUCUGAAUACACUCCAAAAACUAUUACCAUCACACCAAUUCCAACGACAGUACCGACACCUAUUCAAACGAAAACAGUUGUGAGAUUCCCACCAUCUCCACCACCAACUCCAAUUUCUUCUGUUACACCACCUGUUGAACCAGUUCCAGUUCCAGUUGCUGUGCCAGUGCCAAUAUACCCAUCUAAUCAUUAUCAAACUGAACGACCAAGUAUUGUGUCUUUUGUACCUACGACACCUUCAUCUACAACAGAUACACUAUCUAAGUCCAAUCCUAUAUACUACGAAUAUGUUGAAGCGAAACGUAAACCAACCACAUCUAAUGUUAUUGAUGACUUUUUAUCUACUACAAAUAAGCCUCCUGUUUCUGAAAGACCAGUAAAACUGUAUCCAGCUAAUAAACGUCCGUCUAAAGGACAAAAUCAUCGUCAUUACUUACCAGCCAAUCGUCCAUUCAUACAAGAAAAUAUUGUGUAUAUUACUCCCAAACCAGAAGUACGCUAUAAACCGCCAACACAUGUUACGCUCUAUAAGCCUCGACCAUUGGAAAACUUUGAAAAUGAAGUCAAUGCAAUACGCGAGACACUGCGCUACUAUCAAAAUCAACAAUUAAGAGACAAUAAUAUACCACGAACACCGAAGGCAAAAACUGUGUAUGAGUACUCAUUUGAUGCCACCAAAAACCUGCAACCAGUACAACCUAUUGCAAAUGAUGACUUUAAGCCUCCAACAGAAUUUGAUGAUCAACCCUUUCAACCAAUGGUUACCUAUAGUCCACCAGUCGAUGAUGAAAAUUCAUUCCGCGCUGUUGCUUUUGAUAAGGUGGAUAGUAAAACGCAAGAACAACCGCAACCGAAAUAUCAAACUUCCACGACUUUAAUUCCGGUAGAACCAGAGGCACAAUAUCAACGUACUUCUCAAGGUAGAUCUAAAAAAUUACGAUUAACUGCAAAAUAUCUUGAACAACCACUUGUUGCAUCAUAUCAACGGCAGCAACAACAACAAGAUCCAAGAAUUUCUCAGGAGUUUCAGAGUACACCAAGAACUAUAUUAACAACACAAGCUCCGUGGGCUUCUAUAGAUGAAUCAAGAAUAACUGAUUAUAGACAUCCACAACAACAACGUGAACAAUAUGAACGUGUACAAAUACCAUACAAGAAUCGAUUUCCCGGUUAUUAUUACGGUCCUCCUCAACCGCCGAUACGUCAAAAUAAUCGAUUCUACGAUGAACCAUUUCAAGGUCCGGUGCGUAAAAUUAUAAAUUAUCGUCCACUUCUACCGCCCGCUCAGCAGCAUCAACAACAACAAUCACCGGUUUGGAGUUUAGAAAACGAUACAUAUGUAAAUUAUGCACCUAAUCGUCCACCACUUAAUCCCGAAGCUGAAUUUAUUGAUCCUUAUCAAACAAUACCAUUAAAUCCAUAUCGAAAUCAGGGCCCCCGCUUACCAUUACCACCACUUUCACAUCAAUCCCAAUAUUAUGCACCGCCACAGCGGCUAUCACCGUCAUUACGUCAACAACAACAACCACAUUCUCUACAUCGUGAUAUUUUAGUGAACUACAGACAGCCUCUACCACCACUGAAUCCAGAAAGUGAAUAUAUUUCACACCCACAAGUGGUACGUAAUCAACCACAGCAAGUUUAUAGAGAGAAUGAUUAUAGACAACUACCGAAUGUUGGUGAACAAGGCAAUGUCUAUUAUAUUACACCAAAAUAUCGACGAGCUUUUAACAGUAAUAAUAAUAACAACAAUAAUAAUAAUAAUAAAAACAAUAAUGCUAACACAGGAGGUGAAAAUAAUGGAAAAUAAUUGGACCCUCUUUUAAACAUUGGUGUCAAAUACUUGAUAUGGCUGUGUGCAUGUGAUGUCUGUUUGAAAGGAAUGAAUGAGAUAUGAAGAUUGUGUAUUAAAAUAUAGUUAGAUAGUUCAGUAUAUUAUUGAUUCUUUUGAAAUUCAUAUUUGAUAUGUGAUUUAUUGUAGAGACAUAAUUAUUAAUUUAUAUUUUUAUAAUGUAUAGGUAAUAUAUGAUCAAAGAAUAAAACUAAAUAUAAUGUCAAUGGUAUUUCUUUAGAAGUUUUAAUGAUAGAAAUUAGUUUGAA
This is a messenger RNA of Teleopsis dalmanni, 2504 nucleotides long. RefSeq names its product extensin-2-like. The annotation marks the transcript as partial. The transcript has a single exon. The record is from RefSeq and is a predicted model, not a curated record. NCBI's taxonomy places the organism in Eukaryota, Metazoa, Arthropoda, Insecta, Diptera, Diopsidae.